CAUGAUUAAAAUAUAUAAUGAAAACGAGGAAAGUUGCCUAGGCUCAGGGCCAAUCAGGUGAUUAAGUCAAGUAAUUAAUUUGAUUGGAAGUGUGACCCAGAUAAUUCGGGUCUAAUCUCAAACUUAAUAAUCAACCGUCACUCAAAAACAAAAUCUAUCGGCUCCCGAGUUCUGCGAAAUGCUAUCCAAAGGUAUUGGAACAAUGGCAGCAAGAUCUUUAUCCAUUGUUCACGUUCCAGCGUUUAAACCUAAAUGGGUUUUCUCUCCCUUGUCAUUUUGUUCUUCACCAUCCAAACCAAGGAAGCUGGUUCUCUACUCAAAGCCUGGCUGCUGUUUGUGCGAUGGCCUCAAAGAAAAACUUCACGCCGCCUUCUCACUUUCCGGCCCGGACCCCCUCCAUGACGUCGUUUUGCAGGUGAGGGAUAUUACCAGCAAUCCUGAGUGGGAGAAGGCUUAUCAAUAUGAGAUACCCGUUUUAGCCAAAGUGCUCUCUGAUGGCUCUGAGGAAAUACUACCUAGAUUAUCUCCUCGACUUGGGGUUGAACUUGUCCGUAAGAAGAUAGCAGCUGCUUUUAAACAGUAAGAGUGCUCUGUAAUUUUUUGUUAUGUGAUGGAAUGGAUACCGAAGUUCGUGUAGAACUACAAGGGAAAAUGAUUUUUGAUAUACAUCAUGUCAUUUUUAGUAUGUUUUUACUAGGUUUAAUCUAGCCGCCAUCACUGACGCUGUGGCUUUACUCCGAUAAACAAAUUUUUCUUUUCAUAUCUUUUGUGUAUCAUUAAUUCCAUGGAAACAAAAGCAGGCCACUUUAAGGUCUUGAAAGUGAUGAAAUGAAAAAUUGCAUUAAUCAUGGUUCUUUAAUGUCA
Messenger RNA from Gossypium raimondii (Peruvian cotton), 864 nucleotides. RefSeq lists its product as uncharacterized. The record is from RefSeq and is a predicted model, not a curated record. Lineage: Eukaryota; Viridiplantae; Streptophyta; Magnoliopsida; Malvales; Malvaceae. The transcript has 3 exons. The coding region runs from base 179 to 583 and encodes 134 amino acids.